UUAUAAAAACCAAAACCAAAACCAAAACCAAACAAACAUUAAAAAAAGCAAGCGGCCAAAAAUCUCAGCCAUCCAAUCUCACUUCGUCUCUCUCGCUCGCAAAAUCUCUCCGAUCGAAUCUCUCUCUCAACUCAUCCGAAAAAACAAUGAGUGAUUACGGUGAAAAGACUUGCCCUUUGUGUGCAGAGGAGAUGGAUUUGACUGACCAGCAGUUGAGGCCUUGUAAAUGUGGCUAUCAGAUUUGUGUUUGGUGCUGGCACCACAUAAUGGACAUGGCUGAGAAAGAUCACUCAGAAGGGCGCUGUCCAGCUUGCCGCACUCCAUAUGACAAAGAAAAGAUUGUUGGGAUGACUGUUGAUCAGGAGAGACUGGCCUCUGAUGGCAACAUGGAUCGCAAAAAAACGCAGAAGUCAAAACUGAAACCUUCUGAAGGGAGAAAGCAACUAACCAGUGUUCGAGUGGUUCAAAGAAAUCUUGUCUACAUUGUUGGGUUGCCACUUAAUCUAGCAGAUGAAGAUCUUCUCCACCGUAAGGAAUAUUUCGGUCAGUAUGGAAAGGUUCUAAAGGUUUCUAUGUCCCGAACAACAACGGGUCUCAUUCAACAGUUUCCUAACAACACAUGCAGUGUAUAUAUCACUUAUGGCAAAGAGGAAGAGGCUUCUCGAUGCAUCCAGUCCGUUCAUGGAUUUAUCUUGGAUGGUAAAGCACUGAAGGCAUGUUUUGGGACAACCAAGUAUUGUCACGCAUGGUUAAGAAACGUGGCAUGCAACAAUCCUGAUUGCCUCUAUUUGCACGAGGUUGGCUCUCACGAGGAUAGUUUUACAAAAGAUGAGAUCACAUCAGCCCAUACAAGAGUUCAGCAAAUUACUGGAGCCUCAAAUACCAUGCAAUACCGUUCAGGGGGCAUGCUACCUCCACCAUUGGAUGCUUAUUGCAGUGACAGUUCUACUGCAAAACCAAUUGCAAAAGUUCCUUCUACUACUGCAGUUAGUGCUCCCAAGGGUUCUCCACCUAGUGGGAGCUCUAGUAAAUCAACUGCUCUUCCUGCUGCAGCAUCAUGGGGAGCCCGUUUAACAAAUCAUAAUUCUUUAGCAACUUCAGCUAUGUCAAAUGGGUCUUUGGAAAAUCAGAGAUCAACAUCAGAGAAUGGAACUUUGGUUAUGUCUACAGUUGUUGCAAAUGCAGCUCGUGGGCCUGUAUCGUCUAGUAACACUCUUCAGAAACCAUCUCACAAGGAAGAAAUUCAAAUAUUGGCUGGAAAAAGCAAACCUGGCAUGUUGAAGCCUUCGCAACAUAAGAUUGUAGUGGAUCCAGGGUCCAAGGGAACUACAUCACCUAAUAGAGAUCCUACUAGCAAUCAGAUAUCCUCUUUAGUAGAAUCCUCACACAAUAGCAGAGUCAUUGACAAGCCUUCUGCUGUUGAGAAUUCUUUUGAGCACACAGAUGAAAUUGCUGAAGACCAUGUCCCUGAUGUUAGUAACUUGUCGGCUGAUGUUGCACGGAUGGGGAUGACUACAAUUCCUAAGAAUGAAGGUCCUAGUGUUCCAGUGGCUAUUGGUACUCAUUGUGAUCAAGGUUCUAUUAGACAACCUGGUAACGAUGUAUCAAAUCUGGAGCAGUGUAGAAUGCAUAGAAACACUGAUGCAGAAGCUGACAUAUUACAAAAUGGGAUUCAUGGUUCCAGGCCAGAGUGGGAUUGGAGAUCAGGUUUGCAAUCCCAGAUAGAUGUUAAGUUGAAAGUGGAUGAUCUCUCAUCAUUUAACAACAAUAGGCGAGAUGUUGCAAAGGCUAUUAGCGACUCGUCUUAUAUGUUUAGUUCAUCAAGUUCCGUCCUGGAUUCAAAUAAUCUAGCUUCUCGUUCUUUUCAGACCAGGGAAACUCCUGGUGGGGUGGAUUCUGAUAAUAGAUCCUCCUUUGACAUAGGUAACUACAGAUUACAUCUUCCAAACGGAUUUUCUGAGAAAUCCAUAUCCAAUAUGGAGCAUUCUUUAUUUGCGAAUGAAGGCAGGAACAACAUGCAGAAUACAGAGGAUGAUAUAAUUUCAAACAUUUUAGACUUUGACCCCUGGGAUGAUACCUUGGCAUCGUCACACAAUUUUGCAAAAUUACUUGGCCAGAGUGAUCAUAGAGCCAGUACUCUGGAAUCUUCUAACCUCAUAAAGCAAAAUAAUGACCAGUCCAGAUUCUCUUUUGCUCGGCAUGAAGAGUCAAAUAAUCAAGUGUAUGACAGUAAGAGUUACAGCAUAUCUGGGCAGUUGUCAAGAGAUCAGCCUCUUCAAGAGUUUGGAGUGAACCGUGAUAUGUAUCAGGAUAAGCUUGGGAGUCAAAACGGUUUUGCCUCAAAUUAUUCCGGUGGAUAUGAACAAUUCGCUGCCAUUCCUGGAUUGUCUUCCUACAAGAGUCCUGUGGCGAGGACUCAAGUUUCUGCUCCUCCUGGUUUCUCUGCUCCCAACAGGUUACCUCCUCCCGGUUUCUCUUCACAUGAAAGAGCCGACCUGUCUUCUGAUAUUGGAUCAGGAACUCGUUUGCUUGAGGCAGCCGCUUUCUUGAAGAACACAUAUCAUAUACCACCUCCAAGUGGCAAUUCAAAUGCUGCUGGAGAUAUUGAGUUUAUUGAUCCUGCAAUUUUAGCCGUUGGAAGGGGGAGACUUCACAAUGGGAUGGAAACGGCAGACUUUGAUAUGAGAUCAGGGUUCUCUUCUCAGCUGAAUUCCUUUGAGAACGAUCCAAGACUUCAAUUGUUGGCACAGAGGUCUCUGGCUGCACAACAAGUCAAUGGAUAUCACGAUCCCAGGAACGUUAACAACUUCUCUUCUUCACUCUCCGACCCAUAUGGAAUUAGUUCAAGGCUAAUGGAUCAAACACAAGGAACUGGCUUAUCUCCUUUUACACAGUUGCCUAGACAAACUUCACCAAGUCCAUUGUUGUCAAAUGGUCACUGGGAUAAGUGGAAUGAUCCCCAAAGUGGUAACACUCUUGGGAUUUCCCAGCUUCUAAGGAAUGAACGGAUGGGAUUUAAUGACAAUGUCUACAGCCGUUUUGAAGAGCCUAAAUACCAGAGGCCCAGUCCCGGAGAUCCGUACAACAGAACAUACGGAAUGUGAUUACUUAAAAGAACGAUUGUUUGGCUGAUUCCAAUGUUGGAAGAAUCAUAGUCGAAACUGCUCUGUCUAUUUGUCCAUAUCAAACCAGACCUUAGUAUCAACAAUCGCAAUAUCGGCUUCCCAGGAGUAGUUUAAACUCGAUUGGACACCUUACCUUGUUGGGUGUGUAUGUAUCAGCAAAAAAAAUUUAAUGCUUCAGUGCCAACUGUUGAUUCAGAAGAUGAUUUAGUCUACAUUUGCAUACUUCAGAAGGCUUAACUAGUGACAAACUCCCCUGCAUUUUUGGCGCUACUGUGAAUUUGUUAUCUGUAUAGAAUAUAGAGCUUUCAAGAACAGUACCAGUUUAUGUUUUUGUAUAAAGAAGAGUUGCUGGAAAAAAAAAUGAUCUGUUUCUUGUGCAACUUCUCUUCAACUUUUUCUCCUAAUUUAAUGAAAGAAAUUCACAGAA
Messenger RNA from Camelina sativa (false flax), 3552 nucleotides. The record is from RefSeq and is a predicted model, not a curated record. Lineage: Eukaryota; Viridiplantae; Streptophyta; Magnoliopsida; Brassicales; Brassicaceae.